CGGUGAAUUGCGAUACGAUUUUAAAACUGAAGAAAAAAUGUCACAUAUAAUUUUUUCAGACCUGAUUUUAUUUAACUUAAUGUGUUAUCAAAAAGUGAAUAGAGUACUUUGAAAUGCUGUACGCUACUCUAAGAAUAUAUAUGAAAUGUUAUGUUUAAUACUUGGAUUCUUUUUGAGUCUUUUUGUACCAGGUGAAUGCGCCGGGGUCAUAGAGAUUGGAGACUUGCCGGCAUCUGUAUCGGUCUUUGAAGAUACUUCCGGUGGCGAGCUGUUGUACAGUGUGACGUAUUAUCAGAGCCCUAGCAUUACAACUGUCACAUGCUUUUUCAAUCCGGCACAAACAAAAUUUACAAUACCAGCAGGGGCUGGCGGGGGUCAAUACUUGGUUAAGGUUGCAUUAUCUCCUGGUUUUGAUCAUGCUACCACACCGACAUAUACCGUCACAGUACGAUGCGAAGAAGGAACCGUGUCGGCGGAUGCAACUGUCACUGUCAAUCUUAUACAAAAUGUUGCACCGACGAUAUUAAACGAUCACACAACUGUAGAUCUGUCAGCAAAGACGAUAAAAGCUGGAAUGAAUAUAUUCACAUUGAGUUACACGGACCCCGACACGCCGUCUCCUCUACCGAACCAGGCUAUUGACAGCAUCACACCAGCAGAACCGGAAAGCAAUUUUUUCACCUUCUCAAAUGAUAUGUUGAAAAUUCACUACAACCUUAUUGACUAUGAUGACGAAGCCCAGUAUGUUGUUCAGGUUAAAGUAGCCGACGAGAAGUCAGCCAGUAGCACUGUGACAGUAACCGUUAACAUAAACGAUCGAAAUACUGCGCCUGAAUUCGCGGAUGGGGUGAGUCCUGACCAUAGUAUUACUUUACCGGAAUUCACGUCGGGAAGGCUUUUAGUGCAUGAUAUCGAUACAUACGAUGCCGAAGGAGAUACUGUCAAAAUGACCGAGACAACCACUAAUGGCGCCUUUGAACUGGUACCAGCGACCGGGGAAAUAUUCCUCCUAGGUGACCAAACGUUAGACUACGAGAUAGCUACCGAAUACAUAAUUGAAGUGGAAAUCCAGGACUAUAUCGAUGUACAGACAACAUCAACUUUUACAUUGACAGUCAGCGUUAGUAACAUAAAUGAACAACCUACGUUCACAGGGACGCCAACGCCCGUGACGAUAGAAGAAAGCGCGAGCGGAACUGUUGUUGGUAUACCGGAUCAGUUAUGUACCGACCCUGACAAUGUACCACCAGAUAGCAUUACAUAUACGAUACUCUUCAGCACGGAAUCUGUAUAUUUCUCCAUUGAUCCUGCCACUGCCCAAAUUACCCUCGCGUUAGACUACGACUACGAUGACGUCAACCUUGCAAAUGAAGUGAAUCUCACAGUUCGUUGUUCUGAUCUUGACGGUUUGAGUGACGAUACAACUUACGCUAUAACAAUCACAGAUAUAAAUGACAACAACCCAAUCUGUACUCCAUCAGUAACCAGUUUCUCAUUGACAUAUGCGCAGACCGUCAAUUCAACCCUUGUGAACGUGGACUGUUCGGAUAUAGACAGCACGGUUAACGCCGAGUUGGAAUACAGCAUCAUAGGACUUAGUACCGGAUACGGGAAAACCUUUUUUCAAGUUGAUGCGAGCGGAAAUGUUUCAGUAUUCACCGAAUUUACCAUGGAUUACAACACAUCUUUUUAUAUAACCGUUCUUAUCAAUGAUAAAGGAACGAACCCUGGAUCUCUCUCGGCGACAGUGACGUUGACAGUGACUUACACAGAAAGACCGACCAUAAUGACGUACGAGAGGGUAUCCGAAUGUUUUCUGUGUACUACGUCAGCACUUACGUUGAUUUCGGCAGCUGCAUUAGUUGUGUUUAUGUUCUUGAUAGUUUGUAUUGUUCUCACAGUGCUGAGAUGUGUCUUUGACCAUGAGAGGGAAAAGAUUCAUAAAACGUUGUCGAAAACUAAAAAGAAGUCGAGCUGGCGAUGGUGUGGUUGUCUGAGACCUGGUCAACUGAAAAAGAAGAAGAAAAGCAGGAAGGAAAUAAUGUUGGCCGAGAGAAGGGACCAGGAAUAUGUUCGAGCCAGGAACGAGUUGAUUGGUUUACCUGAUGGUCCAAGCAAAGAUACAUCGUUAAGCCAAGACAAGAGAAAUACAGGCAGAGGGAUUCAAACUCCAGCAUACCUGGAGAGAGAUAAAACCCCAGAUAUCUCUGCCACCCCUGUAAACAAGAAAGGUCUUACCGAACACCAGAAAGAGCAACUGGAAAUGUUUCAAGAAAUGAAAACUAAACAAGGCCCGUCCACACCGAAGAAAGCACAGGGGUCCAGCGGUAUGGUUUGGUCGUUUAACGGAAAAUAGAUUUUGAGAAUAUUUUCUUUCAGGGAAAAUGGAUUGCUUUUCCUUUGUAUGCUACAUGUAGACUUCUAUUUUGAAAUUUCAAGCGGGGCUUCUAGCUUCUUAGUAUUAUGUAUGAGUAAGAAAUAUAAAAACAUGACUGUUUAAAGCUGUACUGGCUACAUUCAUCUAAGAAGAUACAUUACCCAUUCGAGAUCGUAUAAAUCUCUGUCUGUCAUCAUAUUCAUAAAUCUUUUCUGCUAACAACUGAUGUUUAAAAUUUGUUAACAUUUAAAGGUACUCCACUGAGGUCAAACAGCCAUAAGACGUUUUUGCAUAGAUAAAUUGAUGAUAAAGAAAUAUACUCAAUAGUUUAAAUUUUUAGUACAAUUUUAGCCCGGUUAGAGUGAAAAGCGUUGCAUCGGCCAUUUUGCACAAUAAAAAUGAUUAUUCUGGGAAAACAUUUACAGGUGGUAUAUGGGAAUGAUCUGAAAUUUUGCACACAUGUUUUGAGCCCAGAAAUACAUCAAAUGGUGCACAGUUCAAAGAAAAAAUUCCUGUUUCUUUUUGUCAAAAAACCUCAUUGGAGUUCCUUUAAAGAUGCAAAAUACAAAUGUUGCGAUGUGGCUAUUUUAUAUGAUGUUUUAACAUGAAAGAGUGUGAAUUUAUUCUUGUAUCAGUAACUCUUAAAGAAGUGAAAAUGCAAGUAUUUCAUACGGUCCAUAACCUAUUGGAUAUAUAUAUACAUAAUGGAUGGACCCAGGUUUAGCCUUCCAAAGCUAAAGAGAUAUCAAAAUACAUGUUAAAUAAUUUAGCUACCAACAUGAUAACGCCUAGUCUCGUGUUCACUAGGAUCAGGAUCAAAAUCAAAUUAAAAAAGCUCAAAUAUUGUUUAUCCUCGUAGAUUAAAUAUUAAAUAUCAACUUGAUAAAAUUUGACUUGAAAUGGCAUGCUUAUGAAAUUUUAGAAUAAAUUUAAUAUUAUUUUACAAGAUAUGGGUAUUUUUCAGUUGAUCCGAAUAUUGGUUUUGAUCCAAAAAUUGAUCCUAAUUUUGAUUCGAUUAUUUUUCUAUUUGUUUUGUUUAUAUUUAUCAGUUUUAUCCGAAAUAAGGGUUGGUUAUUUAAUUUGCAAAUCAGCAAUUUCUAUAUUUUGUUUAUGUAGAUCUACCAUUUAAUUUUAACAAAAUACGAUCAGUUUUAAUGUCGUAAAGCAGUGAUAUAAAAUCAGGAUCUUUUGAUCUUUUCUUAAACACGGGGUGAUAAGAGAUAUCUUUAGCAUUUUUUUUUUGCAAAUUUUAAUCGUUCAAAAAAAGAGUUUUUUUAUUUGAUAUUUAUCAUAAUAUAAAUAAAUCUAAACGCUGUCAGAUUUUACUAUUUUACUUUUACACUAAAUGAAAAUUGAAAAAAGAGUUUGUCCUUUUGUUUAUUUAUCUUGUUUGUAUAUUGUUUUAUUUUGUGUAUCUGUUUCAAGUAUAUUGUCAAUAAAGAAAUUUUAUUAACUUUAA
This is a messenger RNA of Ruditapes philippinarum (Manila clam), 3836 nucleotides long. Its product is annotated as protocadherin Fat 1-like. NCBI's taxonomy places the organism in Eukaryota, Metazoa, Mollusca, Bivalvia, Venerida, Veneridae. The transcript has 11 exons. The record is from RefSeq and is a predicted model, not a curated record. Gene Ontology annotation, cellular component: plasma membrane. Gene Ontology annotation, molecular function: calcium ion binding. Gene Ontology annotation, biological process: homophilic cell-cell adhesion. Bases 146 to 2356 code for a protein of 736 amino acids.